CUUAUGAUUCAACUGAAUUUUUUGAUCUCUUUAUUUUUUUAUCGGACCGAAAAUUGCAAAUUUGAUAGCCAUUCUCAUCGUUCGUUCGUCAUCGGCCCGGCGCUGGGGCCGAGGCCCACCAGCACCAUUCUCAUCGUCCUCGCCAUGCUCAAAGGGGAGCUGGGCAAGUACCCGAACACGACGAUCGGGUUCGUGCACGUGGACGACGUGGUGCUGUGCCACGUCCUGGCCAUGGAGGACGCCAGGGCGUCCGGGCGGCUCAUCUGCUCCUGCGACGUGGCGCACUGGUCGGAGAUCCUCGGCUCGCUCCGGGAGAGGUACCCGCAGUACCCCAUCCCCACCGAGUGCAGCGCCCAGAAGAGGGACGACCGGCCGCACAGGAUGGACACCGGCAAGAUCCGGGCGCUGGGCUUCCCGCCCUUCCUCUCCGUGCAGCAGAUGUUCGACGACUGCAUCAAGAGCUUCCAGGACAAGGGCCUCCUCCCAUAGUCGUCCAAGCUCAAGCUGCAAUCGAUCGACGUCGUCCCUCGACUAAUGAACGAAACUAGCUGCAUUGAUGGCUGCCAAUGAGUUACUCCCUCCAUCGUCUCAAAGUCUAAGCAAGCAUCCCUAGUUUUACUACAUGGCAUGAGCGAUGUGCACAUGCCUUGCUGAUGAAGCACUGGACUGCUUGUUGCUGAGACCACCCA
Panicum virgatum (switchgrass) is the source of this 689-nucleotide messenger RNA. RefSeq names its product tetraketide alpha-pyrone reductase 2-like. The transcript is spliced from 2 exons. The coding region runs from base 4 to 489 and encodes 161 amino acids. Gene Ontology annotation, molecular function: oxidoreductase activity, acting on the CH-OH group of donors, NAD or NADP as acceptor. The record is from RefSeq and is a predicted model, not a curated record. NCBI's taxonomy places the organism in Eukaryota, Viridiplantae, Streptophyta, Magnoliopsida, Poales, Poaceae.